AUGAGCGCUUUUUAUUAUUUGCUUGAAAGGAAACUGAAUAUGACGACCGGAGUUCCUGUGCCAAAGCUUUUGCAUCCCCUCAUUAAUCGAUUUGAAGGAGAAGUAGAUGGAGGGACUUGUGCACCGUUCCAGCGACUCAUAUCAUUGCCACGUGAGGUAGAAUCCUGCCAAUGGAGAUCUAGCUUCAAAGUCUUGCGACCGCCCGAUCUGACUUCUCUGUCGAACUCCACCGCAUUCCAACUUCCCCGGCUGCUCUCACCCCAGCAAAUCCAUUGUCUGAACUCCGUUGCUGGCUGUCGCAUACCGGACACGACAAAGAAGCCUCCGGAGAUCCCACUGCUUCGGUCGCAAUCCGCCUCAGUUCCCAUUGCGCCCCGGUUGGAACUCUUGAAGUAUGAUUUCAUAACGGGACCUGACAAUCGACCAGCUACCGUGAAGGAGCCAACGAUUCUACGUUUGCCACCAAGUGCCUUUGCGAGUUUUGUACCGCCGGAGCAGUCCUUCUCCUCAAAAUCUUCACUGAACCGAGAGCAGACGGCUUCCACUGUGAUGCAGGAGGUUUCUGUUCAGGUGGAGGAGUCACUAGGACCGACGCAACGAAACGCUUUGGCGAAAGAAGGAGACCACUUACAAGCUCCGCCGACCUGUGUUGCUGGCAAUGGACCAUUGGUGGACAAGAGCAGUCAGUGCAGUCCUCGUAAAUGUAAAAGCGAAAAAGAAGAAAGGAUAAAAGAGGAAGAACAGAAAACGCCACUUUUUGAAAUCAAAGACAAUCCACAGGAGACACCAGUCUUGCAGCCGCAGGGUCUGGGUUCUAGAAACAGACGAAUCCACUGGAAGAUUGAGUUAGUUGGGAACUUGGGCGCAUUUAAAGCAGACACAUUCGCUCAGAAGGACGUUGGGAAUAAGGAUAAAUCUGCCAAAGUUUUUUCAAAUUCGCUUACAUGUUAUGCUCCCGGAGUCGUUGAGUGGCUUAUACAAUAA
Messenger RNA from Dibothriocephalus latus, 984 nucleotides. The record is from the annotation of a GenBank genome assembly. Lineage: Eukaryota; Metazoa; Platyhelminthes; Cestoda; Diphyllobothriidea; Diphyllobothriidae.